Messenger RNA from Heterotrigona itama, 606 nucleotides. The record is from the annotation of a GenBank genome assembly. NCBI's taxonomy places the organism in Eukaryota, Metazoa, Arthropoda, Insecta, Hymenoptera, Apidae.
AUGAAUACGCCGAUAGUUAAAUUAUCGGAUAAAGAUCUGGAAACAGUUUACGAACCUUCGGAGGAUUCCUUCCUCUUGAUAGAUGCCUUAGAAGCUGACUUAGAUGUCCUGAAAGCUAUGAAACCUGUGAUGUGUUUAGAGAUAGGUAGUGGAUCUGGUAUCGUGAUUACGGCACUGGCGAUGGCGUUGAAGAAACACUGCCAGUGCUACCAUCUUGCGAUCGACGUCAAUAUCGACGCGUGUAAAAUGUCGAAGAAAACGGCUGCGGAGAAUCUGGCAGAUGUAGAUGUCGCGCAGAUGGAUCUAUUGAACUGCAUACGCGCCGGUAACGUUUUCGAUGUCGUGGUCUUCAAUCCACCGUACGUGGUAACCAGCGACGAUGAAAUUUCAAGCGGUCAGAUUCUGUUCAAAGCUUGGGCAGGUGGUGCAAACGGUAGGAAAGUCAUGGAACGAGUGUUUCCAAAAAUCCCCCACAUUCUGUCGAGUACAGGGACGUUUUAUCUGUUGGUCAUCGAGGCGAACGAUCCCGAGUACAUUUUGCGUGUGUUUAUGGAUUUGAACAUGGCAGGCGAGAUAGUAGCGGAGAGAAAGAUCCGGGGAGAACAU